AAGCACGUGACCACGGCCGAUAGUUGAGCUUCUGAGCGACCCACUCAUGCAUCGUUGGCCGGUUCCGAACCUUUUACGCUUUAUCGUCCCAUCGGGCCUUACAUAAAGCCCUCGCACCGUUGCCAUAGUCCCGAGAGGUGAGAGAUGAAAUGUCAAUGCUGGGUAAACGUCGCUAUAGUGCUGGGGCCGUGCCCGUCACAUGCCGGGUAGGUGGAGCGGAGGUCACUCGGCGAGUCUACCCGCUCUGCAGAGGACGAAUCCACCGAUGAGAAACUAGGAUUUGUCAGUAAUGUCAGCGAUAAUCAAAACAACCUUAAACUAAACGCUACCGGAGCAGGAAAGAGGGCCGUCCGGGCGGCCAGGUAAGAAGAUGUCCACUGGCGCGAAGCUGGCAGUCCCGCAAGCUCGUCGACUCGAUCAGCAAAUCAUCACCACGGCCAGCAUCCGCCUCCCUGUAAGAAUGGCGGGGACUCGUAAAGAGAAACAAAAGAAGAAGCCUGUGAUCACGAAGGAGCUAGUACGAGAGGACGUGUACUUGACGGACAGCACCACGCCUCUUCCCGCCCCCAGCCCCAUGGCGGCCGCGCACAGUCGGCGGAUGCGGGAGAUGGGGUAUCCGGUGGAGAUGAUGGCCGACAAAACUAUGGCCAAACGCACCAUGCGGGACACCGUCCAGGAGAUUCUCAAGCACAGAUCGCUGGACAGGCAGCUGCAAAUUGAGAUGAACCGCCAGAGGACGCAGAUGCAAGCAGAGGCGCGACAACUCCGCAAAAAUCUGAGACAACUUAAGUCAAAAUCAACUUAUCAAAAUACGUCUGAAUCGACUCUUGUACAACACUCGGACCACUCCUUGCAUGCCUCUGUACAAUCGUUACCAAAUGAAACUAGACCUAGGAGAAGCACUAGAACGAGGAAAAGUACUUGGGGAGUAGCGACGGGCCGGAUUGUUGCUCUAAAAAGAAUGCAGGGACCAGGUCGGAAUAAAUCAACAGAAGACGUCGGCGACAGUGGAGAGGAGGAGGCCCGUCUGUGUUAUGCUAUUGACGCAGUACGAUUGAGUCAGGACUCGGCCGUCCUUCCUUUCGCGAUGCGAGACACGAAGUCUACAUUGCGACGUCCCGUACGCCGACACACAGUGGACGUAUCUGGGGCAAAGAACAGAGAGAAAUUCCCCGUUCCAAAGCAAAGAUGGAACAGUGUUUCAGGAGAUAGUAGCAUCUCUCCUGAUCUUAUGACGUCAUUUUUCAACUCCCCACCACUGUCACCGGACGGAAUGAAGGUAUACCAGCGGGGGGCAGACGUGCGAUCAAGAGAAAGCUCCGUACACUCCGUCAAAGAACUGGGUCUGAACUGGCAGCUGCCCUCGCGAAAUUCCACACCGACGUCAACGACAGGCAAACGUCACAGAGACCAUAAGCCAAUGACUUCCGAACUGGAUAGGAGGCGAAAGGGAGAGAAAACUCCUGAGAUAAAAGUAAAAGACACACAACAAGCGGACAUGGACUUAGACAGGAACUGAUUUAGACAUUUCUAUGUGUAUAAUUCCAUAACAAAUGUGAUUAACACGCAAAUUCGAAUUUACCUGGCCACUUCCAGAUCAACUACAACCAAGUAAGAAUGACGUGGACGUCGUAGUCACAUUUGUGAAAAUUCCCUAUUCUAUAGACUUCAUGUUCAUUCUUUAAAACUAAAUUUAUUCCGUGUUCUUUCAUUGUUCUAAACGUACACUGUGUCAACAACAACAAGAAAAAGAAUGAUGACUUUGCCUUUGUAUAAUCUACAACAAGGUAUUGUUUGGGGAA
Molecule: messenger RNA, 1802 nt
Organism: Branchiostoma floridae (Florida lancelet)
Lineage: Eukaryota; Metazoa; Chordata; Leptocardii; Amphioxiformes; Branchiostomatidae
Exons: 2
Coding region: 371-1519 (382 amino acids)
Source: RefSeq, a predicted model, not a curated record